This is a messenger RNA of Mugil cephalus (flathead mullet), 4670 nucleotides long. Its product is annotated as protein mono-ADP-ribosyltransferase PARP14-like. Bases 36 to 3671 code for a protein of 1211 amino acids. Gene Ontology annotation, molecular function: transcription corepressor activity; NAD+ poly-ADP-ribosyltransferase activity. NCBI's taxonomy places the organism in Eukaryota, Metazoa, Chordata, Actinopteri, Mugiliformes, Mugilidae. The record is from RefSeq and is a predicted model, not a curated record. The transcript is spliced from 13 exons. Gene Ontology annotation, cellular component: cytoplasm; nucleus. Gene Ontology annotation, biological process: negative regulation of gene expression.
UCUGGGAGUGGCCUUCACCAAGGGUCACUGCAGAAAUGAAAGUGAAACGAAAUGAAAGUGCUUCCGAUCACACAGUUCAUCCUGUUCAGAAUAGUAACUUGCACAGCGUGGAAAACAGCAGACAAGACCAGAGAAUGGGAGACACUGUCCGGAAAGAAGAUGCUUUAGGGAACCUGAUGGCGAAAAUACUGAAAAGCCUGGAAACAUCAUCUAUAAAAGCAGUUACAUCAAAAAAAUGUGAGGCAAAGCGGCCUGAUGACCUGUUCCGACCUCCACGUAGGGAAGUCACACAGCCAGGGAGCAAACAGAGGGACAGGCUGUCACAACAGUGUGAGGAACAUAAACUCACUAUGUGCACGACCAAUUUGCCUCUAAAGCUUAAACCCACACAUCAGCCACCCUACAAUCACUCACUGGUUCAAAUCCUGAGAUUGAUUGGCCCUGACAACAGGGUGCAGUCCAGAGCUGUAAAGUUGGAUGGACUGAUUAAAAAAAACGUAAGAAAGAGAGUUAUGAUCCCUGAGGAUUUAAUAGCAUUCAUUAGAUCCAGUGGUGCCAUCUCCAAGUAUCAGACUGACUUCCAGAGCUUCAGAAAUCCCGUUUUCCUAGAGUUGGGAUCACACCUUCUUCUGUCCAGUUUGUCGUCUGAUGCCUUGGAUGAGGCUCUGGCAGUAGUGUUGAGAGAUCUGAGCGUGGAGAUUGUAAAGCUGCUCAGUGCUGCAGCUGUACCUUCAUAUCUUGACAGAGUGAAAGAGAUCCUCAACAAAGCCAAGAAUGAAGAAAACAGUCGUGAACUUAGAGUGGACGUGAGCUUCAUCUCAGGAACAGGAACCUCAGUGACCAAGGUUCGACUGGUGGGCUACAGAGAAAAUGUGAACAAGCUCAAAGAGGUGCUUCAUGACUACCAGAUCAAUCAGAUUCCCACUCAGGAAGUUCUCAUCCUACCACAUCCUGAAAUGGCUGAUUGUUUUGAUGAGAUCUUAGAUCUGACUGGCAUGAAGCAGACCAAGGUGACAUUAAGAGCCUCACAUUCUCCUCAUCCUUGUGUGCUUGUGUCUGGUCCUUGCUGUCAUGUUCAGGAGGCCAAGCAGGCCCUAACUUCAAGUCUAGCCAAUCUGACAUCAGACACAUUGAUUCUAGAUGGAGGCCAAGCUCUGCACUUUUUCCAGACAGAGGGUAAAGUGGCUAAAGAGUUGGUAGAGAGCUCAAAUCAAGUCCUUAUCAGGGAAAAGAAAGGUAACAUGAGGACUAGAUCACAAUACUCCAACAGCCACAGAGUUCUCAGGCAUUCAUUCCUUGGAUGGUCCCAGACUCUUUGGAAAAACAACAGAAUAAACCUGAAGAUUGGUCUUGGAAGUUUAGUGGAUGAGCAGGUGGAUGUGUUGGUGGUGCCCAUGCUCAAGAAGAUGCUAACGUCUACGGAAAUUGGGAAAUGUUUACUGAAUAAAGCAGGAAAUGCAAUGAGGAGCAAUUUUAACCUGAUGGCAGCGAAAUGUACUCCCGCUGCCGGUGAUGUUCUGCAGGUCGAUGCUCCCACAUCUCUCAGCUGCUCCAAGGUUUUCUUCAUUGAAUGUCUGCCAUGGGAUGGAAUCAGAGGAUUGAGUGUGCAGGCUCUUGGCAACGGACUAAAGAAGUGUUUGGACCUCUGUCUACAGCAAGGCUGGUCCUCUGUGGCCUUGCCACUCAGUGGACCUGAUGGGGCUUUGAAAUACCCAUAUAGAAAUGCUUCUCAAGUGUUGGUCGACAGGAUUUGCCAAGUUGGGUCUUCAGCUUCCUCCGGGUCUCUCUCCACUAUUCAUAUCAUCAUUAAACCAGAUCCUGGCGCUGAGAAUUGGUACCAUGACGUCUACAGUCACCUCAACGUGAACAUGAACCAAGGAGGGCAAGCCAUCUUCGGGUCCCUCACCAGUGAUCUUGAUGACUUCACUGUGACAGUGGGAGGCCGGGUUAAGCUACAGGUGGUGUUUGGCGACAUCACUAAUGAGACCACAGACGCUGUGGUGAACUCAACCACAGAUGGCGUGUGCAAAGACAUCUUAUCCAAGGCUGGACCUCAAGUGGAAGGGAUUCUGAAAAUGGCUAACGUGAAUCAGGGAGUUGUUUUCAAAACCCCACCUGGAUCAUUUCCUUGUAAAGCCAUUUUACAUGUGUGUGGAGAAAGGAAUAAAGGCAUCAUUGAACUGUUGGUGUACAACAUCAUUCAACGCUGUGAGGCUUCUGGAUACAAGUCUGUGGCCAUCCCUGCCAUCUGUGCUGGUGCUGGUGGGCUUGACCCUGGUCUUGUGGCACAUGCCAUCCUCCAAGGGAUCAAGACGUCCAUAUCAUCGAGGCCCCAUCUUUGUCUUACCAGCAUUCGUCUUGUACUGAUUAAGAUCAAUGUUUUUUUAGCUUUCAAACAUCAAGCAAUGCAGAUGUUUGCACCUGCAGAAAUCAACAAAGUGUCAGAUCUUCGGUUGCCACCUGUGACACAACAGCCCUCAGUGUCCUCAGUGUCUACUUACACAGGCCUAAACAUCUUCCCUCCUAGUUCUACUAGUCAGCGGUCCGCCUUCCUGUUCCUGGGUCUUUGCAGAGAGAAUGUUGAUGAUGCCAUGACAAAGCUGAAGAAUCUAUAUCAGUCUCACUGCUCCACAAAAACCUUCACAAAGGAGGACCUGGCAGACCUCAACCAGAGUGACAUGAAGGAGCUGAAGCAGAUGGUGGAGACCCAGGGUUUAUACAUGCAGGUAGACCAUCCCAAUAUGGGAGACUUGACGGUGAGAGGGUUAAAAGAUGGGGUCAGCAAGGUGGUGCAGAUACUUGAGACCAAGGCUCUCCUUAGAAGAGAAAGGAGAGUCUGGGAGGAGGACGAGUUGUACACUCGUGUGUCUUGGUGCAUCCUGGGAAGUGAUCACAGCUGGAAAAGACUCCCCAAAACAGCCAGUCACAACUUGGAAAAUAGUAAUGUCAUGAAAGGAAUAGUGGAUGCUGAAGGAAUUUCAUGGAGUGUAGACCUGCAAAAGAUGGAGGCCAAAAGCCUACUAACUAGACAGAGAACGCAGCUGAAACGACUUGAGAAUCGGCCAGAUUUCUCUCUUCCACUGUACUGGGACAAUAUGGCUCCUGGUGAGAAGUUGAAAGUAGUUGCACUGCAUCCUUCCUCUCCAGACUACAGCAAAAUAUCCAUGGCCUUCAAACAAACUGUCAACAAGAGUAUAUUGAAGAUUGAGCGUGUGCAGAAUAUCCGCCUGCUCCAAAUCUAUGAAGCGCAGAAAAAGCACAUUUCUGAAAAGGACAUACAUGGAAGAGGGGCAGGGGAAAAGCUUCUGUACCAUGGGACGAGCAAAGACAACUGUGACUCCAUCAUAAAUAAUGGAUUCAACAGGAGUUUCUCUGGAAGAAAUGCAAAUGCAUAUGGUCAUGGAACCUAUUUUGCUGUAAAUGCCAGCUACUCAGCGCAUACCACCUACGCCACACCAGCUGCAGAUGGAUCUCAGACCAUGUUUGUGGCCCAAGUUCUAACUGGCACCUACACCCAGGGUAACGGCAACAUGAGGGUGCCUCCACCUCGCAACAGCCAGAAGCUCCAUGACCUUUAUGACAGCGUGGUGGACCAAACACAUAACCCAAGCAUUUAUGUCAUCUUCAGUGAUAACCAAGCUUACCCUGCCUAUCUCAUCACCUUCUGUUAGUUCUUUCCUGCAGAAGACUACUUCUUCUGAUCUGACUUAGUACAUGAACACGUAUAAUGUCUCACUGAGGAGCUAACCAAACAGGUAUUCACUGGGGAAAACACAGCUCAGUCUGUCUGCUGUCAAACAAGUUCUGACACACUCUGCCAGCAGGCUGAGACAAAAAUAGCUGAGGGGAAUCCGAUCAGAGUUGGAUCCACGUGGGUGGAGCUUCAAAUGUAGGCCUACAUGACUUGAAAUAACCAGAGCAUAGAGAAGUGGAAACAUGCCCCGAAGGGCAUGAGAUGGUGUUGACUCACUACACUGUCAAGUACUCAUAAUUGUCACCAGUCAGAUGGAAACAAUGUUCAUCAUUCAUGUUGGUUAAGUUGGAUUAGCCAGUUUAGAGUAAACUCUGGUCUGCUGAGAUAAAGUAUUCUCUUAAAAAAAAAAAAUCUUUUAUUUUUGUCUGCUAUGAGGGUGGCUUAAUGCAAUUUUUAGAUGUAAACUGUAAAAAUUUGCUCCUUUGUUUUAGAUAUGUUUGUUUGUUUGUGGUUUGUCCGCAGUUGAAAUUAUAUGUAAAAAUGUGUUAUAUAUUAUGGAAAAUCACAACAGAUUUUGUAAAAUGUUAAUUAAAAAAAAACUAAUAAAUGCAACAUAUGAAGGAGGAUCAUUUUCUUCAACAAUAAAACUCUAAAAGGUUGAGGUUGUUGUGAAGGUCUCAACUAUACGGAAAACAAUAAACGACAAUAAGGAAACGUUCAAGACGACUGCCAGUUAACACUGACUCAUGUACACAUCUCUAGUCAAUGCAAGGUCACUAAAUUAUGUCAGUACUUUUCCCAUUUGUCUAUUGGAAAAUAAAUGAGUAACCAGAAAGCUAAAUAGCAUGUAAUUUCAAAUGAAUAGCUCACGGUGAUGCACACACAGAGUUAUCAGCCGAUUCUGUUGCUCUGCUUCACUUUCUGGCCUCUUUAAGCUAGUUUUUUUUUUUUCUUUUGGCAUAUUUGUUGAUCUACA